Messenger RNA from Pieris napi, 864 nucleotides. RefSeq names its product GATA zinc finger domain-containing protein 14-like. The coding region runs from base 81 to 683 and encodes 200 amino acids. The transcript has 19 exons. The record is from RefSeq and is a predicted model, not a curated record. NCBI's taxonomy places the organism in Eukaryota, Metazoa, Arthropoda, Insecta, Lepidoptera, Pieridae.
UAUAAGACGGACGAAACAAAAUUCGGCGUUAUUCCACUUGUACACUUUAUCUCCGAUCGUGUUGGGUGCGUUUUACAAAAAUGAGAUUGAUAAUUGUUUUCACUGUAGCGGCAUUGGCCUGCGCUCAAGUUUUCGCAGCGCCUCAGAUUCAUGUAGUUGACAAUAAUUACAAUGAUCCUUCCCAAGUUCAUGUAGUUGACAAUAAUUACAAUGAUCCGUCCCAAGUUCAUGUAGUUGACAAUAAUUACAAUGAUCCUUCCCAAGUUCAUGUAGUUGACAAUAAUUACAAUGAUCCUUCCCAAGUUCAUGUAGUUGACAAUAAUUACAAUGAUCCUUCCCGAGUUCAUGUAGUUGACAAUAAUUACAAUGAUCCUUCCCGAGUUCAUGUCGUCGACAAUAAUUAUUACAAUGAUCCAACUCAGGUUCAUGUUGUGGACAAUAAUCCUCACGUUGUAGAAGACUCUGCCUUCUACCGGCCGACGCAAAAUGGUAACGGCGGUCACAUUGUCGAAGACUCGGCUUUUUACAGACCCACCUAUGGAGGUAAUCAACAAAGGCCCAUCGACCCUGGAUUCUACCGGCCCGGAAACCCAAAUAACUAUGAACCCAUCAGCAACGGCCCUGCCUUUGUUGAAGAUGGAAGAAAACACUAUGACAACCCCAACCUACGCGGUGGAAAAUGAAGAAAACCUCUUCGGGAGAUCUAUUCACGUACGAAGGCCGGAUUAGUUAUUUAAGUCUGUUUUAUGUAAUUAAUUGGUUGUUAGAAUAGGUAUAAUACCUAUUUAAGCAGUAACACCUUUAGACAAAUAUUUUACUCUCCUUCCUUUUUUUCCUUAAUAAACUAUCAGAUUGUGAAACCUA